This is a messenger RNA of Dermatophagoides farinae (American house dust mite), 1554 nucleotides long. RefSeq lists its product as uncharacterized. Lineage: Eukaryota; Metazoa; Arthropoda; Arachnida; Sarcoptiformes; Pyroglyphidae. The record is from RefSeq and is a predicted model, not a curated record.
ACUAUCAUGGCCGUUGUUGUCAUCAUCAUCAUUUAAAUGUGUGUUACUGAUUGGCCGAUUGGAUGGAUGGAUGGUUUGGUUGGAUAAGCAUUCCGGUUGCAUGUCUUAUGUCUUAUAGCUUGAAAGCAAUCAACCGAGAUCAUCAUCCAACCGGCCAAACAAAAAUGGAUAUUUUAUGCUGUGUAUUUUAUGCGUAUGAUUUGAAUGAUAUUCGGUUUUACCAGGAUAUCGCAUCUUCGUAAUCAUUCAUUGUCCAGUCCGCAUCCAGGAUACGUGUCGAACAUAAGAACAUUCGAAUUUGAAUUCAAAGACAAAAUAUAAAAGAAAAAAAUGAUUUGGCAGUUAAAUUAUCUUUUUGCAUUCAAUAUUUUCAUCUUGAUUUUCGUGUCCAAAUCACCCGUCGACUCUCAUCAUCAUCAUCAUCAGCAUUAUAAUCAAAAACUUCAUGAAAGUCAAGAUCGUGUUACAAACACUACUGCAAUGCAUUCGAUGAGCAAUAUUAAUGAUGGUAAUAACAAAGAGAAAUUAAUGACUCAUUCAAAUCCACCUGAAUCGGAACACAAUCAACUAAAUGGUGAUAAUCAUAAUAAUUCAUUGAACGAUAUUAUAAACCGGCGUAACGAUGUCAUCAUGAAUGCACGAAGAAUUGGUUAUCAUACAAUAAUGAAUACUUUUAUCUAUACAUUAACAUUGAUACCAUUAUUAUUCACAUUGGCACGAACAUUCAACACAUGGCCAAAUGGUUUCAUCUAUACAAGACGAUAUAAACGUGCAAGUUUAAAUGAAUUUGCCACCAAUACACAUUUACCAUUGUUGAAUCGGGAUGAAACGCGAAGAUUUUUAUCACUUCUUGAAACUACUUUACGAAAUAAAAAAAUCUUGGACGAAAAUUGUAAAAAAUAUUAUUCAUGUAAAGUAAUUCAAAAUGCCAUCAAAGCGGAUAAGUUUCCGAAAUUAUCAGAUUAUGAAUGGGCACUAUUGGACAUACUUGGUAUUGCUGUUGAACGUUUUGAUUUUAAAUUGGAUCUAGUUCAAGCUGUAAAAAUGUAUUAUGAAAUUGCAACCAAUGCCCUCAAGGGUGUAUCCUGUGCAUAUAUGUAUCCCUGUUUGCACAAUCAUUACCGUCAUCACAAUAAAGAUAAUAGUCAAACGAACAAGUCAACGAUUACUCUAUAAAAACCAAUAAUUCACCAACAUUGAUUCAGUCGGAAUUAACCAUUAUAUUAUUGACAUUAGAAAAAAAAAAUAUAUAUUCAAAGUCUCGGUCGAUUGUGAUUCAUUGAAUUAACCUGAAAAAGAUGAUAACAAACAAACAAACAAACAAAAAAUGCGGAAGAUAAUCGAAGGCUUCUGAAAUCUAAAAAACCUGUUUGCAAUUACAGUUAAGUUCACCAGAAAAAAUGCAUAUCAAUAUUUUUUCACAACGAAAAAACAACAAACGAUUCAAGACUGGUUUUCAACUCACAUCGUAAUGAUUCAUAAUGGAAAACAAAAAUUUAUGUUUGAAUUUUCUUGUAUGUAUUAUGAAUCAAAAUAAAUAAAAUUUUCGAUGAA